This is a messenger RNA of Nematostella vectensis (starlet sea anemone), 2101 nucleotides long. RefSeq lists its product as uncharacterized. The transcript is spliced from 11 exons. Lineage: Eukaryota; Metazoa; Cnidaria; Anthozoa; Actiniaria; Edwardsiidae. The coding region runs from base 95 to 1495 and encodes 466 amino acids. The record is from RefSeq and is a predicted model, not a curated record.
AAUGCUUCAGGAUAACGCAGAAGGAUAGACCUGGCCAUUUUUCGAGGGCCCACUUUUUGCUUCAGCUAACCGCAGCCAUGUUUUGUUCUUUUGCAUGGAUAUACGGAACACCACAGGCUACCCAACAUCUAAAAGAGAUAAACAUUUUUACCGACAAAUUGGUCAGGAUUGUCUGGGAUCGACAGGAAAUUUUAAGAUGUGGCUCACGCUAUUUGUGUUGGCACUUGCUUCGCAAGGGAUUCUAGGAGAUCAAAUCGAUAAAUACAGCACGGAAUCAAACGAUGACGAGGAUGAUGCUGAUUACACAACCGACGCGGACUUCUCCAAGGACUUCACCCAAGUGCACCACCCCAGGCCACUGAGCCGAGCACACGACCACCAGAGAUGGGAAGACGCCUCAGCGAAAGCGACAGCAAACGUAGUCGAGGCCGCGAUGAAGGCUGCAAAAGAGGCGAAGGAACACGCUGUUGUCGCCGCUGCGGCCGCCAAAAAAGCGUCGGACGCCGCCAAGAAAGCCGCUGAUGCAGUCGUUGCUGCCGCCCAAAUAGCGGCGGCGCAAACUGCUAGGCAGGCGGCACGUAUAGCUGCUGUGUCACCGCUAGCCGCUGCUGGGGCAGCUAAGAUCCUCGCAAAUAUCGCUGCAAAGAAAGCCGCAAAGCCCGCUGGGAAGGCAGCGGCAUCUCGCAAACGGCCCAUGCCCAAACCAACCUCCGCAUCAACCACCACCACAGCAUCCCCGAACCAAGUUCCUGAGUGGAAGAAAUCCCGCGACAGUUCAUCUCUAAAGUUGAGCUCCCUCUACAUCAAACUAACAACAAAGUUCAAAUACGAGUCAGACCUAAAUAACGUUAGGGGCGAGCACGCCAAGAAAAUCACCGAAAUCCUUUGCCACGCGCUGAAGUCCGCUUUGGAGUCCAAAAACCUCCUCGGAUGCGAAGUUCAGAAGUUUGAGAAGGGAAGUCUGGUUGCGUUCAUGAAGCUUCGUGUCAAGUUACCCCAGAACGAGGCCAAAAAGCUUCUAAAAAAAGCCGUCGCCUCCAAAUAUGUCGGAUCUAUUCCAGUGUCUAAAAUAGAGUACCCUAAGUCACCAUUGUCAGCCCCGGGGUCAAAGUCUACCAUGAAGGCGGGUGCCUCCCUAUCCAAGUGUCGCCCCUGCUGGUCCCUCCCUACAGGCAUCCGGCUGCUCAGGCAGAGCUCCUGCCCCACCGGCUACUGCGCCACCAUCCAGAUCAACCCCCAGCAGAUCGCCGCUCCAGCAGCUUCCGCCAUGUCUCACGCCACACCCUCUUACCAGCAGCCCCAGAUGCCCUCCUACCAGCCCCAGAUGCCCUCCUACCAGCCCCAGAUGUCCUCCUACCAGCCCCAGAUGUCACCCUACCAGUACCCCAUGCAGUCGGCUUUCGGUUCGGGUUGUCCACCAAUGUGCCAGCCUUCCGCCCCUAAUUUCUCGUGUGCGCCUGGGUGCCCCCAAAGGUGCUGUCGUCGUGGCAAGUGAGGUUCUAAGUGGAGUUCUAAGAAUUCUUAGAAUGCAAGCAUAUAGGCAAAGCCUUGAGGACAUGGCCUAAAUUCUUAGAGACUUCUUUGAAGAAUGUUCUCAGUUUGCCGAAUUCUUAGAAUAUAACUAUCUCUUUGGGAAAAUCCUUCGUAAUAUUGCAGAAUUCUUAGACUGCAAGCAUACAUAGGAAAAGCCUUAUCAAUUAUCUAAAUUCUUUGAACAUUUUAGAAGAAGUAUCUAAGUCUGCAGAACUCUAAUCAUGCAAGCAUGUCUUUUAAACGUCUUCGAAAAAUGGUAUACUUUGGCAAAGUUUUAAGAAUGCAAACGUUUAUUAUAGAAGAAGUCUCAGGGAUUGAUAUAAGUUUGUUAAACUCUACGAAGGCAAGCAGGGCUAAACAAAAAAAAGUCGCAGCAUUUUCUUGGAAGAAUUUCCCAGAACUCACGAAAUUCGAUUGAAUGUAUUUAAUGAAAAUGUAUAUGGCUAUGUUUUGAAGGUUGACUUUAAAACAAAUUGAGAUGACACAAAGGAAAAGUGUAAAACUGAUUCUUUGUUUUUUAACAGUUGGUUACCAAAUGAAGCUCUAAUUAAUAAACAUGCCACUGUUA